AUGGCUUUCCAUGUGGAAGGACUGAUAGCAAUCAUCAUAUUUUACCUUCUAAUAUUGCUGGUUGGAAUAUGGGCUGCCUGGAAAACCAAGAACAGUGGCAAUGCAGAAGAGCGCAGCGAAGCCAUAAUAGUUGGUGGCCGAGACAUUGGUCUGCUGGUGGGUGGCUUCACCAUGACAGCCACUUGGGUUGGAGGUGGUUACAUCAACGGAACAGCUGAAGCAGUGUAUGUACCAGGCCAUGGCCUAGCUUGGGCUCAGGCACCAAUAGGAUAUGCUCUUAGCCUGGUUUUAGGUGGUCUGUUCUUUGCAAAGCCCAUGCGUUCCAGGGGAUACGUGACAAUGUUAGACCCGUUUCAGCAGAUCUACGGAAAGCGCAUGGGUGGGCUCCUAUUUAUUCCUGCACUCAUGGGCGAAAUGUUCUGGGCAGCAGCCAUUUUCUCGGCCCUAGGAGCCACUAUCAGUGUGAUCAUUGACAUUGAUGUACAUGCUUCUGUCAUCGUUUCUGCACUCAUCGCCAUUCUGUAUACCCUAGUAGGGGGCCUCUACUCCGUGGCCUAUACUGAUGUUGUUCAGCUCUUUUGUAUUUUCAUAGGACUGUGGAUCAGUGUCCCUUUUGCACUAUCACACCCUGCAGUUAGUGACAUUGGGUUCACGGCUGUGCACGUCAAAUACCAGAAGCCUUGGCUGGGUACCAUUGAAUCAUCGGAAGUCUACACUUGGCUUGACAGUUUUCUGUUGUUGACGCUGGGUGGAAUCCCAUGGCAAGCCUACUUCCAGAGGGUUCUCUCUUCAUCCUCAGCUACCUAUGCUCAAGUGCUGUCCAUCCUUGCAGCUUUUGGGUGCUUAGUUAUGGCUCUACCAGCCAUACUUAUUGGGGCUAUUGGUGCAUCGACAGAUUGGAACCAGACUACAUAUGGGUUUCCAGAUCCCAAGACUAAAGAAGAAGCAGACAUGAUUUUACCAAUUGUCCUGCAGUAUCUUUGCCCUGUGUACAUUUCUUUCUUUGGUCUUGGUGCAGUUUCUGCUGCUGUAAUGUCAUCAGCAGAUUCUUCUAUCUUAUCAGCAAGUUCAAUGUUUGCUCGAAAUAUAUAUCAGCUUUCAUUCAGACAAAAUGCAUCAGACAAGGAAAUUAUUUGGGUCAUGAGAAUCACGAUAUUUGUGUUUGGAGCUUCUGCAACAGCCAUGGCCUUGCUAACAAAGACAGUGUAUGGGCUCUGGUACCUCAGCUCAGACCUCGUGUACAUCAUCAUCUUCCCACAGCUGCUCUGUGUGCUCUUCAUCAAGGGAACCAAUACAUAUGGAGCUGUGGCAGGUUAUGUUUCUGGCCUAUUCCUGCGAAUAACUGGUGGGGAGCCAUACCUGUACCUGCAGCCCUUAAUCUUUUACCCUGGUUACUACCCUGAUAAGGAUGGUAUAUAUAAUCAGAAGUUCCCAUUUAAAACCCUAGCUAUGGUUACCUCAUUUUUAUCCAACAUUUGUUUUUCUUAUCUAGCCAAAUAUCUAUUUGAAAGUGGAACCUUGCCACCAAAACUAGAUGUAUUUGAUGCUGUUGUUGCAAGGCACAGUGAAGAAAACAUGGAUAAGACAAUUCUAGUCAAAAACGAAAAUAUUAAAUUAGAUGAACUUGCACCUGUGAAGCCUCGACAGAGCAUAACUCUCAGCUCAACUUUUACCAAUAAAGAGGCCUUUCUUGAUGUUGAUUCCAGUCCAGAAGGAUCUGGGACUGAAGAUAAUUUAUAA
This is a messenger RNA of Condylura cristata (star-nosed mole), 1740 nucleotides long. It is a transcript of the gene SLC5A7, whose product is annotated as solute carrier family 5 (sodium/choline cotransporter), member 7. The coding region runs from base 1 to 1740 and encodes 579 amino acids. Gene Ontology annotation, molecular function: choline:sodium symporter activity. Lineage: Eukaryota; Metazoa; Chordata; Mammalia; Eulipotyphla; Talpidae. The transcript is spliced from 8 exons. Gene Ontology annotation, biological process: choline transport; acetylcholine biosynthetic process; neuromuscular synaptic transmission. Gene Ontology annotation, cellular component: dendrite; perikaryon; axon. The record is from RefSeq and is a predicted model, not a curated record.